Daphnia pulicaria is the source of this 1514-nucleotide messenger RNA. Its product is annotated as chymotrypsin-like elastase family member 2B. Gene Ontology annotation, biological process: proteolysis. The record is from RefSeq and is a predicted model, not a curated record. Bases 33 to 1391 code for a protein of 452 amino acids. NCBI's taxonomy places the organism in Eukaryota, Metazoa, Arthropoda, Branchiopoda, Diplostraca, Daphniidae. The transcript has 8 exons. Gene Ontology annotation, molecular function: serine-type endopeptidase activity.
CGACGACAUAGCAUUCGUCGAAAAAGGUAAUUAUGAUUCGAUUUGUCACUGUAGUAUUACUACUGGCUUGGUCGUGGAAUUGGGCGAUUGCCGAGUCCAUUUUUGAAGACGACUACAAUAGGAAAUUUGUUUACAAUUCUGAAUUGGGAGGUGAUGAGCUUCAAGGAUCAGAUUCUUCCAAAGCCGCAAAGGCAGACGCACCCUGUGGACCAACCUACAAAAUUUGUCGUGACUUCAAUGCAACGACAACCAGCGGAAUCAUUCAACCGUUGGAUCCGAUGAUAGUGGGACCAUCGCCGAAAAUGUGUUCCUUCUCCAUCGUGGCACCGCCCGGUUAUCGCAUCCAAAUGACUUGCUCCAUCGUCCAGAUUAGUAGAAGUUGCAGUUUUCUAAAAUUACGUGACGGACAGGUGAUUUUGGCUGAUCCACCAACCGUCGAUGAAGUCUACACUUCCAACGGCAACGUCAUUGUGGUGGAUUCUCAACUGCUGCACUACGGAAACACGUUCGAUUGCAAGUGGACAAUGAUUGCGCCAAUUACAACUACAACUACAUCAACAACAACUCAAAGACCACUGGCGACUGAAUGUGGCCGAUCAAAAUUCACGUCGUCGAGGAUCUUGGGUGGAACGGAAGCGAAUCCCAACGAGUUUCCGUGGAUGGUCCACCUCGUCGUUAACAAGGACGGAGGGCCGUAUACGUGCGCUGGAACUCUCAUCAGCAACCAAGCCUUUGUGACGGCCAUGAGCUGUUUUCUAGACAGCAAAGGAAACUUGUCAUGGAGCGGCUUUACAACCAUCACGUUGGGAGCGCACGACUUUAGCAGCAACAGCAACGACCGCAAUCGUCAAGUCGUCCAAUGGACCAGUGGACAGCUGGGCAGUUGGCCUCAAUAUGCAGUAGAGGGGGAUUGGGCCAUUUUUAAGUUAUUGAAACCUGCUAUUUUAAACGAUUACGUCCAGCCAGCAUGCCUGCCGUUUGCCAACGAACCGGAUCACUUGAACGAUCCCGUCGUCCUCACCGGAUGGGGCGACUACAUUCCUGGCGUUCCGAGCCCUGUUUUACGCAAAACGACAACGACCGUCAUCUCCUCGGCUGGAACAAACGGCCAGUGUCAGCAGACGGCUGGAAUAGGUCCGUUCUCUGGCAACAAUAUCAUUUGCAGCGACGGAUCUAAAGGGCGUCGCCUUUGUAAAGGUGAAAGAGGAGGGCCGCUGAACUACUACAACAAGGAGCUGGGCCGGUGGUUCUUCAUAGGAAUCGGCAUGAUGGGAGACGAAAGCAAUUGUCUAACCAACUGCAAACCAAACGUAUUCACGCGUGCCAAGGCAAUAUUACCGACGCUUUGUGCUUGGAGCGCUGUCACUCCUCCAGACGGCAAAUGUAGUUAGGCAAACCACAGGAAUCCUAUUUGAAUACAGUCGUGACAACAUUGCCCUCAAACCCAACAUGACCUGAAACGUACUAAUAAGACUAAUAAUAAUAAGUAAACGAAUACAAUUCAAUCAAAUCAA